Drosophila suzukii is the source of this 1815-nucleotide messenger RNA. RefSeq names its product glutamine synthetase 2 (gene Gs2). NCBI's taxonomy places the organism in Eukaryota, Metazoa, Arthropoda, Insecta, Diptera, Drosophilidae. Gene Ontology annotation, cellular component: cytoplasm. The record is from RefSeq and is a predicted model, not a curated record. Gene Ontology annotation, molecular function: glutamine synthetase activity.
GGGCUCCAGCUUAGUCGUGUUCCAGUAACGCUUCCGCGCACACCAAAAAAAUUCCGAUUCCGAAUUCAGAACCAACUGAAAUUCCCGAAAUCCCAGAAAGGACGCAGACGUGUCCCAAAUCACCCAUCAGAUAGUCAGCCCCAAAGAGAGUGCAAAUAGAAAUCAGUAUGUCCGGUAGGAUCCUGGAGGACUCGCCCAAUGCGCGCAUCAACAAGACGAUCCUCGACCGCUACCUGUCGCUGCCGCUGCAGGAGAACAUCGUCCAGGCCACCUACGUGUGGAUCGACGGAACCGGCGAGGACCUGCGCUGCAAGGAUCGCACCCUUGACUUCAUCCCCCAGAGCCCCAAGGAGCUGCCCGUUUGGAACUACGAUGGAAGCUCGUGCUACCAGGCCGAGGGGUCCAACUCGGACACCUACCUGUACCCGGUGGCCAUCUACAAGGACCCCUUCCGCCGCGGCAACAACAUCCUGGUGAUGUGCGACACCUACAAGUUCGACGGCACCCCCACGGACACCAACAAGCGCAAGACCUGCCUGGAGGUGGCCAACAAGUGCGUCGACGAGGAGCCCUGGUUCGGCAUCGAGCAGGAGUACACCUUCCUCGACUUCGAUGGUCAUCCACUGGGCUGGCCCAAGAACGGCUUCCCCGGACCCCAGGGUCCCUACUACUGCGGCGUUGGUGCCAACAAGGUUUACGCCCGCGACAUUGUGGAUGCCCACUACCGUGCCUGUCUGUAUGCCGGAAUCAAGGUGUCCGGAACCAAUGCCGAGGUGAUGCCCGCCCAGUGGGAGUUCCAGGUGGGACCCUGCGUGGGAAUCUCCAUUGGCGAUGACCUCUGGAUGGCUCGUUUCCUCUUGCACCGCAUCUCCGAGGAGUUUGGCAUUGUGUCCACUUUGGACCCCAAGCCGAUGCCCGGCGACUGGAACGGCGCUGGUGCCCACACCAACGUGUCCACGAAGGCGAUGCGCGAGGAUGGUGGCAUCCGGGACAUCGAGAAGGCGGUGGCCAAGCUGUCCAAGUGCCACGAGCGGCACAUCCGGGCCUACGAUCCCAAGCAGGGUCAGGACAACGCCCGUCGUCUGACCGGCAAGCACGAGACGAGCUCCAUCAACGACUUCAGUGCCGGAGUGGCCAACCGCGGAUGCAGCAUACGCAUUCCCCGUGGGGUCAACGACGAUGGCAAGGGCUACUUCGAGGAUCGCCGCCCCAGCUCCAACUGCGAUCCCUACUCCGUGGUGGAGGCCAUCUUGCGCACCAUCUGCCUGGACGAAUAGAAGGGGUUAAUGGGCACAGGCCCACAUCUCCAGAGUUGUUAUCGAUUUAUAGAUUGUUGUUAAAACCACCUUCGAUCCACUGACCCACUGACCCACGAACACCCGAACACCGAAAGCGAAGUUAUAUGCAUACCGUAGGCUUAGUUUUUACCCAACGUAUUUUUCGAAAACCCAGAACUAGAAUCCUAAGGCAGCCCUUUUUGCUGAUAUUUCCCGUGUUUUUUUUUUCUUUUUUUUAGCUGCUGUUAUUUAGGUUUUAGUGUGAGUUUUUUUUUGGACCAGCAAUACACUAGAUAUGGUCAGCGAGAUGAAGAAGAUGAGAUCAAGAUGAGCAAGAACCCAAAAAGACAUCCCCAUUACACCCACAAAAAAAAAACAAGAAACAUAAAGCUCUAGUAUCAAACACUCCCCUGAGACCCCCAUAAAAGACCCAACCCCCUACUUGUUAAUGAUAUUAAAUAAUUAACUUUAAUCCUAAACUACAUACAUAUACUCUCUAGUUAAGAAAAUGCACUAAAAAAUAAAAAAAAAUACACAA